AUGAACCUCACCGAUGAGAGCAAGAACUUCCACCACGGAGUGUACACCGUAGUGCUGCUUAUACCCUACGGACAUGUAACCAGCUACGGACAUAUAGCUUAUUUGCUCAACAAGCCACAGAAUUCACGACAGGUCGGCUCUGCGCUUAAACACUUGAGCAUUGUCUUGCAAUCACUCAGACAAGACCUUCCUGAAGAGGAAAGGCAAGACUACUUCACCGUAGACACUUUGCCGUGGUGGAGAGUACUUCUGAGCGCAGGUAAGAUCUCUCCUCGUGGCAAUUCAAAUGCCGAGUACAUCCAGGCAAUCAGGUUGCAAGAAGAAGGUGUAGCAGUUCUGUCAGGGCAUAAAGUAGAUCUUGACGAAUAUGGCUGGUUUCCGGAUGAAGUUGACUUCUAA
Messenger RNA from Scheffersomyces stipitis CBS 6054, 399 nucleotides. RefSeq lists its product as uncharacterized. Gene Ontology annotation, biological process: DNA repair. The coding region runs from base 1 to 399 and encodes 132 amino acids. The record is from RefSeq and is a predicted model, not a curated record. Gene Ontology annotation, molecular function: catalytic activity. The transcript has 2 exons. NCBI's taxonomy places the organism in Eukaryota, Fungi, Ascomycota, Pichiomycetes, Serinales, Debaryomycetaceae.